This is a messenger RNA of Uranotaenia lowii, 2559 nucleotides long. It is a transcript of the gene GlnRS, whose product is annotated as probable glutamine--tRNA ligase. The transcript is spliced from 3 exons. Lineage: Eukaryota; Metazoa; Arthropoda; Insecta; Diptera; Culicidae. Gene Ontology annotation, biological process: translation; glutaminyl-tRNA aminoacylation. The record is from RefSeq and is a predicted model, not a curated record. Gene Ontology annotation, cellular component: cytosol; aminoacyl-tRNA synthetase multienzyme complex; cytoplasm. Gene Ontology annotation, molecular function: ATP binding; glutamine-tRNA ligase activity. Bases 139 to 2478 code for a protein of 779 amino acids.
AUGCUAGCGUGCAAGGGAUUUCCACGUUGAGUGAGGUUGAGUGCAUGGAUUUUCGUUCGAGUUUCAUCAUACUUUUGCGUUAGAUAGUUCUAAAACAUUAUUUGCCGGUGUCCCACUUGUGGGUCCAAGAAAGAUAAAAUGUCUCCUGUAGAAGAACAGAUAAGUAAGCUCACCGCCUUGGGAUUGAGCGAGCAGAAGGCUAAAGAGACCCUGAAAAAUUUGAACCUUUCUAAAACUUUGCUAAACGCUUUGGCCUACGUCCCCGCGAAUCACGUUUACGCCGAGGGAGAAGGUUUACUAUUGUACCAACUAUGCACGAAGAUCAAGCAGCAGUCAGUGGUGUAUUUGAAAUUUCUGGUGGACAAUAUUGUUCAGAGAAAGUUAGACACUGGAAUCCGUGUCGAUGCGGCUCUUGAAUAUUUGCUGGUUCACGGAACCAGUAAAACGAUCGAUUUGGCUGCUUUUGAGAAAGCUUGUGGCGUUGGAAUUGUUGUAACACCAGAAGAAAUUGAUCGAACCGUCGAAAGUGUUAUCUCAAAAAACAAAGAUGCAAUAGUCGAGCAAAGAUAUCGUUUCAAUAUCGGUAAACUAUUGGCCGAAACAAGAAACCUUUUACCAUGGGCAGACGGUAAAGCAGUAAAAAAUGAAGUAGAUGUUCAAAUUUUUGAUCUACUAGGCCCUAAGACCGAUGCCGAUUUAGCUCCUCCACCCAAAGGAGACAAAAAGGUGAAAGAGAAAAAAGUUAGUGCUCCAGAAUCUGAUUUGAAACAAAAAAGCACGAGUGUGGAAGCUGCAUCGAGUGAUGGAGCUAGUUCUAUCAACGAGCUUAUGAAAUCAGUGCACUUUCAUGCACCCGGUCAAAAUCAUAAAACAGAUGGAUACGUAGUCACGAAUCACACCAAUCGUUUACUUCAAGAGCAUUUGAUUAGAACUAAGGGAUUGGUACGUACACGUUUUCCUCCGGAACCUAACGGAAUUCUUCACAUUGGUCAUGCAAAGGCCAUCAACAUCAACUUUGGGUAUGCUAAAAGUAAAAAUGGAAUCUGUUUUCUUCGUUACGACGACACGAAUCCAGAGAAGGAAGAGGAAAAGUUCUUCAUCGGAAUCAAGGACAUGGUUGAAUGGUUGGGCUAUAAGCCUUACCAAAUAACACAUUCGUCCGAUAACUUUCAGCAACUGUACGAGUGGGCAGUUUUGCUGAUUAAAAAAGGAAUGGCUUAUGUUUGUCAUCAAAAAGCAGAUGAAAUGAAAGGUUUCAAUCCAGAGCCAUCGAAAUGGCGCGAUCGUCCAAUCGAAGAGAGUUUGAGGCUCUUUGAGGACAUGAAAAAUGGAAAAAUAGACGAAGGAGCUGCUACUUUACGUAUGAAAAUAACUCUAGAAGAGGGAAAAGUCGAUCCGGUCGCUUAUCGGAUCAAAUUCAUCCCUCAUCAUCGAACUGGAACCGAAUGGUGUAUAUAUCCGACUUACGACUACACACAUUGUCUAUGCGACAGUAUCGAGGAUAUAACACACUCGCUUUGCACGAAGGAGUUUCAGUCGAGGCGUUCGUCUUAUUACUGGCUUUGCAACGCGCUCGAGAUUUACUGCCCUGUCCAAUGGGAAUACGGACGUCUUAAUGUUAACUACACUGUCGUAUCUAAGAGAAAAAUAGCCAAGUUGAUUACUGAAGGUAUUGUAGAAGACUGGGAUGAUCCAAGAUUGUUCACGCUCACUGCUUUACGCCGCCGAGGAUUUCCACCGGAAGCAAUAAACAAUUUCUGUGCCCAAAUGGGAGUAACUGGAGCGCAAUCUUCAGUGGAUCCAUCGACCCUGGAAGCCUCCGUUCGUGACGUUCUUAAUGUCACAGCACCACGUGCAUUGGUUGUACUGGAGCCACUCAAAGUUACUUUAAAAAAUUUCCCUUACACCGAGCCAUUUGAGAUUACGGUUCCUGAUUUCCCAAGCGAACCAGAAAAAGCGUCACACAGCAUCUGGUUGGAUAAAGUAAUAUUCAUUGAGAAAUCCGAUUUUUCGGAAAACCCUGAAAAAGGGUAUCGUCGUUUGACUCCAAACCAGCCUGUAGGACUAAGAUAUGCAGGUUUUGUUAUCAAGGUAGUUGAUGUGGUGAAGGAUGCGAAUGGAACCAUCAAGGAAAUAGUGUGCAAUUGCGAACAUAGUGAAGCAACUGAGAAACCAAAAGCUUUCAUUCAGUGGGUUUCGAAUCCAACAGAAAUCGAAGUUCGGCUGUAUGAAAAAUUGUUCAUGCACAAACACCCCGAGGAUACCAACGAAGUCCCAGGAGGAUUCUUGAACGACUGUAAUCCAGAUUCAUUGAAGAUAAUUACUGCAUAUGCCGACGCCUCCGUGAAGAAAGGCAAAGUAUAUGAUAAGUAUCAAUUUGAAAGAAUUGGUUAUUUCUCAAUUGACCCAGAAACUCGCGAAGAUCAUUUAGUGUUCAACCGUACAGUGACUUUGAAAGAAGACGCUGGUAAAAAUUAAAAUACUGCAGUCUAAUUUUCUUGUGUUUAUUGAAAUAAGAGUUUGAAUAACAUGGAAUCAAAUAAAAGUUAAUUUUUCGAA